Molecule: messenger RNA, 5680 nt
Organism: Rhinolophus ferrumequinum (greater horseshoe bat)
Lineage: Eukaryota; Metazoa; Chordata; Mammalia; Chiroptera; Rhinolophidae
Gene: PEX5L
Product: peroxisomal biogenesis factor 5 like
Exons: 15
Coding region: 969-2918 (649 amino acids)
Biological process (GO): protein import into peroxisome matrix, docking
Cellular component (GO): cytosol; peroxisomal membrane
Molecular function (GO): protein binding
Source: RefSeq, a predicted model, not a curated record
UGGCUAAUGUGAAAGACCACGCAGAAGCUAUGGAGUUGCUUUUUUGUACUUGACAAAAGUGCAUGGCUAGAAGACAGGGAUUCCCGGCUGGGAGGAGGGAGGAGAGCUGAAGAUCCCUGCCUGGGCUGGCUGAUCUAAGCAGUCAAAGUGGGAGCUGAGUGCUUGAAAGAGGAUUAUGCUCGCACUAGAAAUAAGCAGUAAGUGAGCGAAUAACCGUGAUGGUUUAAGAAAGGUUUAAUCCCCCUGGGGUUGUGGGUAAACUAGAAAAUAUAGCUUAAUGCUAGAGUAAGACUGUGAGAAUUCUGACUCUGUGUAUAGUUGUGUGCUGUUUAGAGAGGAGGGAUUUAAGUGCAGAAUCAGAGCUCUAAAUUCCUCCUCCCACUUUUGGAAAAUGCCAACAUAAUAGUUGGGGAUAUAAUCUCCUUCCCUGACUUAAUUUCUUUCCAGGAAAAUGUACUACUAAAUCAGAUAAGGAGUUGGGAUUAAAUUGGAAAGGUGGAAUUUGCUAUUGGCAGAAAUUGCAAUCUUGAAUUAUGUUCUGUGAAUGCUGAAGCUUUAUAUCAAUUAGCAGUGAUUUGCUAAUCUCAAGAAAAUCUGGAGUGGGGCCUUAAAAAGGGAAAACUAAGAGCUUUUAUGACAAAGAGGCUGAGUAGUCCAUAUGUGUGGGAUGAAAUAGAAAAACGUAUAUAAUUAAUAAUAGAGUUUUUGUAAAGCAUUAAGCUAGAACAGCAGUCAGGGAACAUAGAAGUUCCCUGGAUAAAAAUUACUUAGAAAAGAAGAAAUUUUUGUUUCAAUGACUUCUUUUGCUAGCCAAAAUUUUCACAAUGUUUACAAAGUCAAGACAAUGAUACAGAGAUACUUCAAUUAUUGUCAUACAUUAUAAAUACUGUUGCUGGGCAAGAUCUGUGGUUCUCUGGUCAGCAAGUUCUGGCAAUGAAGCCACUGCCGCUGGUGCAAAGAAUUCUGGGAUGUCUGACAGUAAAAUGGAUGGAAGGACCCACAUUCCAUCUCUACUUAAUGUCCUUAUGUCCAGAAAUCGGGUCAUGCAAAUGAGCUACUUGAAAAGUAAAGAAAAAGGAUAUGGAAAACUAAGCAGUGAUGAAGACCUCGAAAUAAUUGUUGAUCAAAAGCAGGGAAAAGGCUCUAGGGCGGCAGAUAAGGCUGUUGCCAUGGUGAUGAAGGAGAUACCGAGGGAGGAGUCUGCUGAAGAAAAGCCCCUCCUUACUAUGACAUCACAGCUGGUGAAUGAACAGCAAGAAAGCAGACCCCUCUUGAGUCCCUCCAUCGAUGACUUUCUCUGUGAAACCAAAUCGGAGGCAAUAGCAAGGCCAGUAACGUCCAACACAGCUGUAUUGACCACAGGUUUAGAUCUCCUCGACCUGAGUGAACCCAUCUCUCAAACCCCAACCAAAGGCAAGAAGUUGGAGGCCUCAUCGAAAACUUCAUCCCUCAAGAAAAAGGCUGAUGGAUCUGACCUCAUCGGUGGGGAUGCUGAGCAGAGAGGCCCGCCUCUCCGAGGCCCGGAGACGUCAUCCUUAGACUUAGACAUUCAAACACAACUGGAAAAAUGGGAGGAUGUUAAAUUUCGUGAUCGAGCUAGCAAGGGUCAUCCAAUGGCAGAGAGAAAAUCGUGCUCGUCUAGAACUGGAUCCAAAGAACUCUUAUGGUCCUCAGAACACAGGUCUCAACCAGAACUAAGUGGUGGGAAAAGCGCCCUGAACUCGGAGUCGGCUUCGGAGUUGGAAUUAGUGCCUCCAGCACAGGCGCGACUGACCAAAGAACAGCGCUGGGGAAGUGCAUUACUUUCCAGAAACCACUCCUUAGAAGAAGAAUUUGAAAGGGCAAAAGCAGCAGUGGAGUCAGAUACAGAGUUUUGGGAUAAGAUGCAAGCGGAAUGGGAAGAAAUGGCCCGGAGGAACUGGAUAUCCGAGAACCAAGAAGCCCAAAAUCAAGUUACAAUCUCAGCUAGCGAGAAGGGAUAUUACUUCCACACUGAAAACCCCUUCAAGGACUGGCCUGGCGCCUUUGAAGAAGGCUUGAAAAGGCUGAAGGAAGGGGACCUGCCAGUCACCAUCCUGUUCAUGGAAGCAGCAAUUCUUCAGGACCCUGGAGAUGCAGAGGCAUGGCAAUUCCUCGGGAUAACCCAGGCAGAGAAUGAAAAUGAACAAGCAGCUAUUGUCGCCCUCCAGAGGUGCUUAGACUUGCAGCCCAACAACUUGAAAGCUUUGAUGGCUUUGGCUGUGAGUUACACUAACACUGGCCAUCAGCAGGAUGCCUGCGAAUCUCUAAAGAAUUGGAUUAAGCAAAAUCCAAAGUACAAAUACCUAGUGAAGAGCAAGAAGGGAUCUCCAGGCCUUACCCGGCGGAUGUCUAAGUCUCCAGUUGAUAGCGCUGUUCUGGAAGGAGUGAAAGAGUUAUACCUGGAAGCUGCCCACCAAAAUGGAGAUGUGAUCGACCCAGACCUACAGACCGGUCUAGGGGUACUGUUCCACCUGAGCGGAGAAUUUAACAGAGCAAUAGAUGCAUUUAAUGCUGCCUUAACUGUUCGGCCAGAGGAUUACUCAUUAUGGAACCGUCUCGGGGCAACCUUGGCGAAUGGAGACCGCAGCGAGGAAGCCGUGGAGGCUUACACGCGAGCGCUGGAGAUCCAGCCAGGCUUCAUCCGAUCCAGAUACAAUCUGGGGAUAAGCUGCAUCAACCUGGGCGCCUACAGAGAAGCCGUCAGCAAUUUUCUCACUGCCCUCAGUCUACAAAGAAAGAGCCGGAAUCAACAGCAAGUUCCUCAUCCUGCCAUCUCCGGGAACAUCUGGGCUGCCCUCAGAAUUGCGCUUUCUCUGAUGGACCAACCGGAACUCUUCCAGGCAGCUAAUCUUGGCGACCUGGAUGUCCUCCUAAGAGCUUUCAACUUGGAUCCUUGAAGGAAAAGAAAAAAAUAAAAAAUACUAAUCCCUUGUCUGUAUAAUUAUACUGAGAAAUGCAAAACUAUUUCAUGAAUUCCAAAAAGGUUAAACCAGAUGUUCAAAAGGCCGUGGUGGUACAACCCAGGGGAAUUCCUACAGACAAUGCCCAGUAUCUGUUCGGCUCCAAAAGCACAAAAUGUUAUAUAAAGAGUCAAGGCCAGGCUUGAAAGAAGACUGGAGAGGCUGAAGACGAACCAAGAUAACGUGACUGUAUGUGAAUACUCAUUUCACAAGCUGCAAGCACAUUACAAAACAUAUUCUUUGGGUUUUUUUUGUCCCCACUUGCAGCUAAUGACAUCUAAGAAACUUGCUCAUUGGACACCUGGAAGCACUGCCUGAGAUCAGGGAAUUUGACUAUUUCUGAACUGUCCCCUGAAAUUCUCCCUUUUACAGGAUUGAACAUAGUUUGGGCCAAGGUGCAUGCACAAAUAUUAACUAAAGAGAGGCAUUGCUUAAAUCUGUUCCAAUUUUAACUUUUACUGUAGCUUUUUGAUUCCAGAGAAGGAGCUUUGCUGGCAAAAGCAGUUUUUGCACUAGAAAUUUUUGCUGUUCCCAAUCAAAACUUUUCUGGGACUGUAUAUAUGCACUUUAAUCUUUAUGCCUUGCUGGAGUUUUGCGGCUCCAAUUUUUAACUUGGGGGUGAAAGAUUUGAGAACUCAGCCUUGUUAGAUCAAUGGACCAAAUAAAAAUUCCUGAAAAUAGUUUUCAUAGUGUAGGGUUUUGAAGGAGUGUUUUUCUUAAAGCAGAUAUGGCAUAGGGUAUAAAUGUGUCAGAUCUUAUUCACGUGUUUUCUGGGACUGUCUGAACUUAAGCAAAAGAUAAGGUAUCAUCUCUUCAUGCAUUCUCUGCAGGGCGAAAGUUGGAUGAUAACCGUGAUUUCUAUUGAGUUAACAUUAACUUGCUUAAAUGUCAUAUUUUACUUGCUUUCAAACUGCCCUGCACACCAAUAUUUCCUUUAAACUAUUAAUAUUUUAAAUACUAUUCCUUAAGAGUGAUAAAUACAUUUUUCCUAAAAAGUAUGUGUUUUCUUAGUUCCGUAAUAAUCUGCACAGCUCACCCUCUUGCAUUCUAAGUGAUAAAGGUCAGCAUAUUCUAACUGAAUCUCAUUGAACGUCAUUGGUUUCAUAGGACAGACACAUGCCCAUUUGGCUCUCAUUUUGAACAUUUAUCAAGUAUCAGAAGUUCCUGUUGGCAGUGGUGUUUUAUUUCACUGGUUAUAUUCCAGUCAAUUCUUCAGUGAUUUGUGCCUGUUAGGGGGCUCAGUGAUUAUUUGGAAAGACAUCGUUUUCUCAAGGAUUAGAAAAAUUGUCUGCAAAAUGCUAACCAAAAUAUAAUUUCACCAAUAUCCAAUUCUAGUAAUUUAUCCUAGCAAGUUGUCCAUUCUUCUUCAUCUUGUCUCCUUCCUGCCUCCAGAAUCUUCUCCAAAGCCAACUGAUCCUGACUUUUCUUCAUGUUCUUUGGUUAGAAAUAGCUGGUUAUAUUCAUAGUUACCAAGGAAAACAGCAUUUAAGUUGAGACAGUUUAAUUCGCCGGGGACUUAGCUUCUCCUAUGGGGGUGGAGGGGGGAUGUGCAUAUACACUGGUGCAGUGCAGGCGGAAACUGUCUCCUCUGUUACGUUUGAAGUCCCUGGGAUAGGAAGGGGCCACAAGUAAACAUGAAACCACAGAUCCUUGAGGCUUACGUAUAUUCUACCGUAUUCUAGUUUAUAAAGACAAAGAGCUGAAGGCAUGGUGCUGAAAGCUUUGUUAUUCCCUGUCAAAGCUCACUUGGGCAAGGUGAUGCCUCCAGCCAGACAGCAGGAGGCAAAGACAUCCAGGCCUUCACCACCAGGCAGCAGUGACGAACCAGUCAUGGUCCACUUCCCUGCAGCUCCAGGAGCAAAGUGAAGCUCAACAGUGUUUUCAAGAACCGUGUUCUUUAGCAUUUUAGAAUCCUAGAAACUUGGUCUUAAAAGGACUCUUGCAACCCAUGGGAGCUGCCUGUUUGAAUAUCCCUGCUAGAACAGCAUCUGUUCUCAGCGUGUUCCUUCUCCCUCCCUGCCCCUGUGCCUUCACUAGCUGGCCAGCUGACGUGCAUUCAUCACAGUCCAUGAGGAGCCUCUACACAGAGGAUUCAAAGCAACCUUUACAGCGGUUCUGUUUAUGAUGCCAAUCUAUACUUCCAACAGUCACAGCAUUUGCAGUAAUAAUAAUGAUAGUUUUCUGAGCUUUGCUGCCACUACCUACCUGAAGGCAGUAACAAUUUAAAGCCCCAGAGUAGGGUAAAUGUGCAAUAGUUUGAUUUAAUUUCAUUGUUGUUAAGCAGUGGUCAAUUGGGGGCCCAAGUUUUAUUUUGCUGUUUGAAUACAAAGUAACUGCAAACUCCAAGGAGUUGUUUCAGGGGAGAGUAAACAAUUUUCCAUUCCCAUCAUAAUUUGGUAAUUUGCAGAGCGUUUGGUAGACUUUAUUUAAUAUAUCUAGUGUCCAUACGAACCAAGAUUUGCAUAGGCUGUUUCCUGUCAGGAAGUGCAGAAUUGUUGCCCAAGAUAUUUUUCAAUAUUUUUAAUACAAUUAAGUUAAUACAAAAAGGCAAAUGAAAGUUUAUAGAAAUCAGAGCACUGCCAAAAAUUAAGUAGCAAGAUUAGAAGAGUCUUUAUACAUCUUUUUUUUUUUAAAGAUUUUAUUGGGGAAGGGGAACAGGACUUUAUUGGGGAACAGUGUGUACUUCUGGGACUUUUUUU